Glarea lozoyensis ATCC 20868 is the source of this 3315-nucleotide messenger RNA. RefSeq names its product F-box. The coding region runs from base 1 to 3315 and encodes 1104 amino acids. Gene Ontology annotation, molecular function: protein binding. The record is from RefSeq and is a predicted model, not a curated record. Lineage: Eukaryota; Fungi; Ascomycota; Leotiomycetes; Helotiales; Helotiaceae. The transcript is spliced from 4 exons.
AUGCCCCCUCUCACACAUCACAACAAGCUAAACGGCUAUAGAAACGGAGUCGCGCCAGUCAAGAAAGUACAUGCAGACGAAGUAUGGGCUAAGGUCCUGGAUCAAUUGGGAGUCGAGCUUUUGAGCGCACCAACAAGCUCCACCAAAGCUGUCAAGGCUACAACAUCUAUGGCGGCAUCGACUGAGGCGCAUGCCGUGGGCGCAAAAAUAAGAGCUACAUUCCAAGAUUUGCCUGUAGAAACACAGAAGGAGAUAUUUAGCUAUGCUUCAACGACCGAUCUAAUAACUCUCUCUCUCGUGUCGAAACUUUUCAGAAGCCUCGCUGCGGAGCGACUGUAUCGAAGCUUUCACAUAGUUUUCCCAGACGAGGACGAUGUUAGCACACAAAAGCCAAUCGAUGUGCUAGCAGCUGGCUUAGAAACAAUCGUUGCGAGCGACUAUGAAUAUGCCAAACAUCUGCACGAGAUUGUGCUCGAGCCGGUGGCCGCGGGCAAGAAAGGGGAGAACUCGUAUAGAUACUAUGUGUAUGAGCAGGGCUACGGAAAGUUUAUCAACACUUUGUUCCUACUUGUCCUGCGCAAGGCUCGGUGUUUAGAGAGAUUCAAGUGGGAUAUACGCGUGGAAUUAAGUCGCCCUGUCUUUGACGCUCUACACAAAAUCGAGGCGCUUCAGCAUCUCCAUAUCCGUUUGCAGUCUGGGCAUUCGACGUAUCAAACGCCUCCUCCUAUCACAACCUCAAGUACGAUUCACGUUGCCACUCAUCCAGUUUCUCUCCCUCUACCUCCACCACCACCGGGAUUUGGGCCUCCACCACAUAUGCACACCUCGUCCAAUGCUCAUAACAUAUACACUUCGAGUUCUUCGAAUUCCUUUGGUGGAGCGGCCAGUAAGCAUGGGUCAAAGUCAACCAGCAAAGAUGGGAAACUCCUCAUCCCAGCUUUGAAAAAGGCUCUUCCAACUCUUUCUGGCUUCAAACAUCUGAAGACAUUAGAAAUAUUGGACAUGGACACACUGGAUUACGUCAGUGAAUUACGAGCUUGUAUACGAAACUCCUCCUCUACUUUACAUACUCUCAAAUUGUCCUUCUCCGAAGCUCUCGCCAACAAAUCGCGUAAACCUCCCCCAGAAAUACACUCUGAAGAUGAUUCAGAGGUUGAGGACGAGUUUGGACAGGUCAUUCCUCUGGGCCCACCACCGCCAGGAAUGCCCUCUUCUACCCUUGAUGGCCCUACGAAAACAUUAAAAGCGCAAGAGGAAAAGAAGAAGCAGGAAGAGGUUCUACACAAGAUUCUAGGCCUUCCUUGCGCAAAAAAACAGAAACCCGGAAAGCCUGAUAAUGGUGAAGAGGAAAAGCGCAAGGAAAAGGCAGCUGCAGAGCUUGCUAAAAUCAAGGCUAGGUCCGAGGAUCCACGUGUCAGAUUCAUCAAGAAUCUUGGCCCUGUUGCUAAGAAAUUGAUGAAAUUUGUUGAUCCUACCGCAGACAAUAGCCCGGACGCUAAGAAAGUCCUCGAACUAAUUGAACGAGCAGCUAAAUUAUACACCGAAAGCGUAGAUGGCAGUCAACCGGGGCAAGCUGUUGAUAAAGAAGGCAGCCCAGAAGUGUCGCCUACGAGCUCUGCGGAAGACGACGUGGUCAUGAGUGGAGGUGCACCUGAAGAACCAGGCCUUUUCGACGCGCCGGCCAAAAUGAAGAAGACCGUUGAAGCAGAUCCAGGUGUGGCCAAUCCCGAGGACAUUGAUAUAGAGGAGCCCGAGGGCGAAGAUCUUCUAGAUGAACUUGACGCCGCUGCCACAGCAGAAGAUGAUGAGAGCGAAGCACAGAGCGAGUCCAUCGGCAUCGCCCAAAAUGAAGAAGCAAGUGGUGUCAUUAAGGACCCAGAAGUUCCAAAUGGCGGUGGCCCUCAACCUGUGACAGUUGCAAGACUUCCUACACAUCCCCAGGAACUAGCAGCUGAUAUCACCACCCGUCAACAUUUGUACAACCAGGCGGCUAUCCUUCGUGCCAGCCAUCUCCAAAUUCAAGAGGAGGCCGAUAUUCUUAAGAUUAAGAUGGAUGAGUUGAGAGAGAAGAUUCAGAACUCGGAGCCUACCGAUAUCGACUACGUGACACUGGCUCAGACUGAAGCUGAGUUUAAGAGAGUUGAAGCAAGAGUUGACCAGUUAAAUCGUGAGAUGGAAGAGCUCGGAGAUGAGGUGAUUGAGGCUGAAUACAACCAUCGUACGAACAACAACAAUCAUAUCUCGAAUACACGAGGAACAGCAACCAGUGACCACUUGGCACCAUCAAAAAACAGCGAGAUGAGCGAAUAUUUGAGAACCACUCGAGGUCUUGCAAUCCAGGAACUCGCCAUAUACUUAAUCCCGGUCAAAGCAAAUACUUUAUCGCGGGGUUUGGACCUUACCGUUCUUCGAAGUAUCACUCUGCUUAACGUCGGGCCACAAACAUCAAUCUGGAAUACACUGGCGAAAGAAAAUACCGUCAGCCCACUUCCUCUUGCGAAAAUCUAUACUGAUAAUGUGACUAUUCCAUUCCUUGGCUUAGUUGCUCAAUUACAGAAUCUUUCCGAACUUCUGAUGACGGAGAGACAGAAGCCAGGGCGCCCUGAACCUACUGCCAGCAAGACAACCGUCAAGAUUGAUCAAAUUCGCAAGGCCUUGAAACAUCGCGUCGCUAACCUAAAAGUGUUGAUGAUUGAGCAUGAUUUAAGCAGUUCGUGGGAUAUCGAUAUCAAGACCAUGAUGAUGCUCUGCCAGCGUGCCGACAAUCUUGAGGAGCUUUCCGUAGCUUUCAAUGCCAAAGUUGCUCACUCAUUCAUCCAAUUUAUGGACGAAUUUUCCUCACUUCGUGCUUUACACGUCAACUUCUUCCGCCAAGAUGACCAAUGUGUAUGGGUCAAAGCCAAUUUCGUCAAGUUCAUGGCCGAUAUUGUGAGCCAUAACCCAGCCAUGAAACUGGAAUACAUCGCCGUCGACCAAUCCGUUGAACGUCUAGUCCGCCGCUCAAAGGCAAAAGCAACAAAGAAGACCGACAGAAAAGGCAAGAGCAAGAGCAAGGGUAAAGCCAAGGUUACCGACAUGAAACAUCUUACCGAGAUGGUCUUGGGACCGAGCGGAAGCUGGCCCAGUGGCGCAAAUGGAUCCAGCUCCCCGAACAACACACCUGAUUUCGACUGGCAAGCUAGCUCUGAUGAGGAAGAGCCUGUCCCAUUCGUCGGUAAACAUGGUCUUAAGAUUGAGACUGUAGAAGGCGUCCACUUCACAGACGUGACCGGUGUACGAAUCUUCGAAAAAGAUGUAAUUAGCGGAAGGCUUUGA